CGUAGAUUGUACAGAUAUGAUGUCAUUGCCAUGGCGGAGGACGAGUUUGCCACAGUGUCCCAACUUGCAAACACUUUUCAGGACAGGAAGGUUGUUGAACUAGCACUAGGUGCAAAAGACAGGUUUUGUCAGCAAGGGGACUUGGAUAGCGCCGCAGAUGCUAUUCGGGUGACAGUCUCCGCCAAGUGCGCCCUUUUGGAAGAUGCUAUUCAAGUUGCCAAAGACGGUGUGUCCCUAUGUCAGCCUAAUGCCCGUGGCCGACAGCUUGGUACACAGAGAGCUGAAGCGAAGAUGUGGCUUGCGUUCGCUGAAGCAGUUGAGGGUAUGAACUUAGCUGAAUGUGUGUCAGAGGCGAUUGUGGCCGCAGAGAAAGCCCACAACUACUUCUCUUCGAACGGUGAUGACCGACUUCGUGUUGAAGUUUGCGCUGUUCUGACCCAGCUUCGUUUAUCCCGCGGUGAAAACAAGGACAUGGAACUGGCUCAGAAAUCUGCCGAGCUGGCAAUGGAAGUUUCAGAGACGAUGAAUGUUCGAUGCAGAGGAAGAGCCCUUUUGGCCCGGGGUGCUGUUGCAUUUCCCAACUGGCAGCCGUACGCGGAAAAAGCGCUUGAACUUGCAUUGGAUUUAGAGGAUCUUUUGCUGGAAGUUGAAGUGAGAUUGUCAAUGGCCCGUUGGUGGGCCCACGUGGAGGAGCAUGAGUCCAGCUUGGGUCAGGCUAACGAAGCAUUGGACAUGCUGCAAGAGCAGGGUGCUGGUUGUCAUCGUCAAAUUGCUGCGACACAACUGGCCUGCAAUGCGCUUGUGGAACUUGGGGCUGCGGACCAGGGUGGGAACAGGCCACAAUUUGCCAAAGCUUUGCGACUAUCCCAGGAGUUGCUCAGGCUUGCCGAAAUGGAAGGGUCAGAGGUGGUGCGCAUUUUAGCCUCAAGGCACCUCAUACAGACUCAGAUUGCUUGUUCCGAAGCUCGCAAGGCCAUUGAGACAGGGAAAGAAACCUUACAAUGGUGCUUGAAAAGGAAGCCUUCUCGUGACUACCACUGUGAAGCGCAAAUUCUACAAACCAUUUUGCAGGCACAAGCUCAACUGCCGAAUGGAAGCCAGACCGAAGAGAUCGAACAUACAUGUGGCCUAUCACUUGCAAUGAUUCAGCAGCUUGUUUGCAGUGACGCUGGUCGCAGCCAAGCGGUUGAGUUGAUGAUUCAAGUCUUGAAAUCCUUCACCUUGCUUGGCAAGCCUUUGGAGGCUUGGGCAACAGCAUCCCAGCUGCGCGAGUUGGUUCGUGAUUCAACCUCUCAAGCGCCCUUAGUAGUAGCAAUGGCCAGGUCAAUGCAAGAAGCUGGCCGGUUGGAACAGAGUUGUGAACUUGGCCAAGAGGCUGCACGCUUAUUUGAGGACCAAUCCGAUGACCGGCAAGCUGCAUUCGCUCUAUCCCUGGUCGCCCAUGCACAACUGAAGAUGGGAAAGUUUAGCGUAAGCCGCCAAAACGCCAGAAGGGCCCGUCGCCGCUUCGGAGAGAUUGGAGACUGCGAAGAAGAAAUUCGCAUGAGAAUGGUGGUCGCGAAGGCUUGUUCAGCCAAAGACGAGCGUGGAAACAAGCAAACAAAAGAUGCUCUAAGGGAAGCUCAAGAAGCGACAAAGUUGGCAGUGGAGUUUGGAAAGCAUGAUCUCAUUGCAGAAAGCUUGGCAUUGUACGUUGAGGUGCUUUUUGAGGCUAACCAGCUGGAAACCUGUUGUCAAGCUGCCGACGAACUUCUGCGACUGGAAGUUCCUGCUAGUUUUGAGCAUCAGAUCUCUGCACUAUUUCAUGCUGCAAAGGCUCAAGAAAAGAUGGCAAAUUUCUUGGCUGCCAAGACCUAUGCUGAGCGAGUGGUACAGCUUGCCCCAAAGGUCGCUGGCAAUGAACCCAAGGCAGUUGUGCAACAAUCAAGGGACAUGAUAUCUGGGCUGCGGAAGAAGUCCCUUUUUGAUCAUUCGAAAGCUCCACUCAUUGCCUUGGACCAUCAGGACCAACAAGAGGAGCGUCCUCGGGGAGGUCAAGAUUCUGGCAUGGGGACCAAAUGUCCGCGCUGUGGCUACGACAGAGCUGAGGCUGGUGAUCCGCCUAUUUUGUGCAAGGCCUGUAAGACACACCUGCCAUGGCGCUGCAGAUUCUGCCCUGAUUGUGGUGCGAAGCAGAAGAAGGACAGCAGCUUCGCAGGGCCAUCGAGCCGUGGCCCUGCUGUCAAGGCAGGUUUUUUUCCCCUUCCAGACGAACACGCACCAUUGAAACUUCGCAUCCAAGAGCUCACUGGCAAGCUCCUUGGGAUAGACAGUGAAGAUGUGCAGGACGAUAUUCCGCUGAAAGAUAUUGGGCUUUCUAGCGGCGCAGCGGUCAUACUCAGAGACGAGCUGCAAAAUGAUGUCAAGGGCAUCCGAUUGCCUCCAACUCUAUUCUUCGACUAUCCCACUGUACAUGCAGUGGUUGGAUAUGUGACUGGGAAGCUGAGAUAAGCGUUCUUUGGUUCCUAGCAACUCUGUUGUGCGGUAUGCUAUUCCUGGCGCACGCGAGCAAGCAAAAA
Cladocopium goreaui is the source of this 2558-nucleotide messenger RNA. Lineage: Eukaryota; Dinophyceae; Suessiales; Symbiodiniaceae. The record is from the annotation of a GenBank genome assembly.